Messenger RNA from Xiphophorus couchianus (Monterrey platyfish), 3657 nucleotides. RefSeq names its product ras-related protein Rab-8A. Lineage: Eukaryota; Metazoa; Chordata; Actinopteri; Cyprinodontiformes; Poeciliidae. The coding region runs from base 72 to 692 and encodes 206 amino acids. The transcript has 8 exons. Gene Ontology annotation, molecular function: GTP binding; GTPase activity. The record is from RefSeq and is a predicted model, not a curated record.
GUCGUGCCAUUUUUUUUUUUUUUUUUUGCUUUGCAUCUUCACCGGGCGGGAUUUCCGCAAUAAUAUCAAGUAUGGCGAAAACAUACGACUAUUUGUUUAAAUUACUGCUAAUCGGGGACUCUGGUGUCGGGAAGACCUGUGUCCUCUUCAGGUUUUCAGAAGACGCCUUCAACUCAACGUUUAUCUCAACAAUAGGUAUCGAUUUCAAGAUUAGGACAAUAGAGCUUGAUGGCAAGAAGAUAAAGUUACAGAUAUGGGACACAGCUGGUCAGGAACGUUUCAGAACAAUCACAACAGCCUACUACAGAGGAGCAAUGGGGAUCAUGCUUGUCUAUGACAUCACAAAUGAGAAAUCAUUUGACAAUAUCAAGAACUGGAUAAGGAACAUAGAGGAACAUGCGUCAUCUGAUGUCGAGAAGAUGGUUCUUGGCAAUAAAUGUGACAUCAAUGACAAGAGGCAGGUUUCCAAAGAUAGGGGAGAGAAGCUUGCACUAGAGUAUGGGAUCAAGUUCAUGGAGACCAGUGCAAAGGCCAACAUCAAUGUGGAAAAUGCAUUUUUGACUCUUGCCAGAGACAUCAAAUCAAAGAUGGACACAAAAAUGGAAGGUAACGCCCCUCAGGGCAGCAGUCAUGGAGUCAAGAUCUCCGAGCCACAGAAAAAGACCAGUUUCUUCCGCUGCAGCUUGCUCUGAGAACCGAAGCCUUCCAUGCUGGUUACAGGCUGGCCGGACACAACUUGACUGUGUUUGCUCUCAGCACUUCCUCCUCUUUUUUUCUUCUUCUUUUUUUUUUUUUUUUUUUUUUGUUGCUUAUUCUACCCAACCAUGGCCUCUCCCGGUUCUCCCGGUCUGCAAAAACCACUAUUGUCAGUAAGCGGAGGACUUCCCCUCCACUCUUCCUUUUCUGAAGGCUUCCAGAGGUGCGUCACUUCCAUUAUUAGAGGAAAACCUGUCUUUGCUUUUCAAGAGUUUUUAACUGACAAAGGACUCAUCACUGAUGUGUUUUCUGUUACAAAAUCGGGGGCUUCUUGUAUUUCUCUCAGUCAGUAGCACAGCCAGCGACAGAAGAUACUUGCCUCAUUAUAAUAUUUUUGAAUUGGAAAUCAAAUGUGGUAUUUUGGUCUACUUUUAAUGGCACUCUUUAGGUGUUUGUGUUACAUGUUGCCGAGCAGAGACUGAUGGUUCUGAACUUCAGUGAAACAGAGUUGCACUUUUUUCAUAUCAGCAGCUGAAGUCAUAUCAAGGCAUAUAAAGUCCAUUCGAAAUCAUUCAGAAAGUUUUGUUUUUAUUUGUUCUUCUUUGUUGUUCUUGACAAUCAUCCGAUGAGACUGAAAAUGUCCUGAUCACUGCCUCCAAACUAUUUUUGCAGUAGCAUUCAAGUGUAAAAUAUCAUCCUUUGUUUUCUCAGUCCUGCUGUCCAAAUUUAGCCAAAAAAAAAGAGGUGGCAUAUUUUUGUAAAAGGGUCUUUAAGGUGGCAACUUGUAUUAGUGGUAGAGAUGGACUAUGAAGCUUUUCCUGGUUGAAAGGACCUUUUCUUUAUGCUAAUUUCUUCCUAUGAAGGAAUAAAAAGGUGAAAUGGUUUCUUGAUAGAUGUUACAGGUUUAAUUCUAACAGAAAAUGAAGGAAUUGCAAGAUUAUCCCCAUCAAAGUAUUAGCCAUGAACCCUCUGUUGAGUUUUGUUAAACUGAAAAUGAAUUGUAUUGAAGCAUAUGCUAUUGGUUGAUGCAUUUAUACACUGAAAACAGUGAGAUUUCACAUUUUGUAACACAUUUAAUCAAUAAAAUAAGAAUUUUAGUUAUUUGACAUUCUAAUGAAAGAAAGAUUGGCUUAUUCCAGGUCUUGUCAGAUUGUUUGUUGUGUUUAUAUAUCAUUACAUGUUCUUAAAUAACCGAAGAGGCCAAGAGUAAUAAACUAUUAUAUGAUAAAUAAACAUUCGGUUUUUCAGAUUGGAUUGCGUUAUCAUCUGUGUUUGAAAGCCACACAGGCAUGUGGGCCUGAGGUUUACCCAAAACCAAGUAUUUUCAGAAACUCUUUAAGAUUAAGCCCUAAAAUGUUAUCAAUCAGAACAGACUGAUUCUGAGGCCCAACAUUUAGAAACCAGAUUUACUUUUUUACCUCUACAAGUUAAAUCUGCCUAUAUUAAAAUGUUUCUCCAUAGUGGUUUGGGUGUAUGGGAGUAGCUGGUUAAAGGAUGGAUUGCUGUGAAUAUGCAUGGAAAAAUUAAGUAUUUAAAUUUGUAGAGAUACUCUUUAGUUUUUUAAAAACAAAUAACAGAAAUAGAGUAUUUAUUCAUUAGGUUUUCUAGGAGACGGAUAGAUAUUAACGCUUUAUUUACUUCCUGUUUGGAAUCAGAUGUUUGUGCUUCCUUUGUCCUCGGAUGUCAAAACUCUCAUUAUAUUCUACAAAAAAAUCUGGAGAUGUGUUGAACAUUUGCAUUAGUUUUUCAGCAAUUUUCAAAAUGUUUUUGAAACGGACGUAGAGCAUCACACAUCCUCCACCGUGCUUAACAGUGAGCAUCAGGUGCUUUUCAAUGUAUUCCUUUUUCACACAGGAAAAAUUUCAGUAUUUUCCAGAUGUGGAUAAUAAGGGAAGCUUUCAUCCCUACAACAUGGUCUAAAACUGCUGUCUAUUCAGCUGGUUGCCCAUGCAAUCACUUCUUCCAUACUUUAAACAUGACUGCAGUAGCAAUGGCUGCUGCUAAUUCAUAGUGAACAAAAAUGGAGGGCUAAACUGACGAAUAAGUGGGAAAUUGUGGGGUUUUGGCAUGAAAAAUGUGUGGAAAGUCUAAACAGUCCAAUUGAAACACACAAUUCCAGCUAAAGUGUAGAGUUGAGCUGGGUGAUUAAUCUAUUUAUUACUUAAUCCAGUUCUUGGUUUUUGAAAAUGUAAUUUUUUGAUUUUUUUUUUUCCACACCAUUUCAGUCCUUGUGUUUCCAUAGUUCAGAGUGAUGUCAUCAUGCCCCAGGCCGCCAUCUUGUUUGACACGUGUUUUACAACUUCUGUUUGUUUUGACGUUGAAUUCAGUUCAACUCUACGACAAAGUAUUAGGGCCAGGCAGAGAAUAAAAUUAUAAUAUCACAAGAAUAACAUAGUACGACAAUGGAGUCAAAAUAAUAUGAGAAUAAUAUUACCAGAAUAAAGUCGUAAUAUUUGAUGGAAUUUUUUGAGAACUCUUACCCAAAAAUGAACAGUUAAAAUGAGGAAUGUUGAGCAAAUUGUGAAGUUUUUAGUACAAGUUUUACAAAUAAGGAAAUGCUAAAUUUCUUAGCACCUCAUCAAAUGAUCAGUAGCAUGACUCUGAAAUAAUUGUGCAAAGGAAUGUUUAUUUUGAAGAAAGAGCCACACAAACUGAGCUGAUCACGUCAAAUCUUGAUAACUAUACUAAAUUCUGGUGAAAUAGUCUUAUUCUGCUAAUAUUAUGACUAUAUUUUUGUAAUUAAGCUAAAUAUUUUCAUAGCCUGCCCAUAAUACUAUGUUGUAUAACUCACAGAAGAGAUGACUGAAAUAUAAUUCACUUUUAAAAAAUAUUUGUAAUUUCUCUUCUUUUUUUUUUUAGAAAAGAAAGGAAGAAAAUUAAAUUAGGAAAUUGGUUCUGGCAUGAAAAAACAAACUCAACAAACUUCAUAUCUUCCCGAUUGAGAUGCAGGCACUUAUGUUG